Molecule: messenger RNA, 324 nt
Organism: Lactuca saligna
Lineage: Eukaryota; Viridiplantae; Streptophyta; Magnoliopsida; Asterales; Asteraceae
Source: the annotation of a GenBank genome assembly
AUGAAAGAUUACACUACAAUAGCCAUGGAUUUGAGUUGUUUAAUUAGUAGUGAUGGUGGGCCACCUAGGUGGUUUUACCCUGUUGCCUAUAACAGGCCUCUGAAAGAUUCUCUUGUUCUUAUGUAUUUGCCUGGGUUGGAAGGAACUGGAACUAGCCUUGUUGUACAUGAAAAAGCUCUUAGAAAGACAAACAUACGGAUGAAAGUGGAAAUCCCUCAAGAUACAAAGCUUGUGGAGCCGCUAGAUGAAGCUUGUAUAUGGCGCCAAACAAGAGGCACCGCCACUGAAACUUUAGGAGCCGAGAACAAAGCUGAAUCCAUAUAG